CGAGAAGGGGGAGCGUGGAAGAUUCGAAGUAAGGUUGAUAGUGUCGCCGCAAUGCGAGGAAUCGUCCAAAUGACGCACGCGAAAUAUCGCUGGCCGAUUGGUUGAUAGCGAAAAGGAGAUAGGAGAAAGAGAAAGAAAGACGGCAGAAUAGAGAAGACGAGGAGAGUAAGAGUGAGAAAAGGAGAGAGAGAAAGAGCAACAGCGUAAGCGAAGGAGUGCGCGGUGUAGUGCGUGUGUCGGUCGGUCGGUCGUCGCCGCCAUGCUAGUGGUUAGUUUAGUGAACCAAACAUCAUGAUGUGGCAAAACGUUUGCACGAGCUAAAAGCUGGAGCAACGCCGCGUUAACCGGCGCGCCGUCGUUAUGUUAUCCACAAUAACUCACGAGGUUCGAUAAAAAAGCGUAAACAUUGUUGAACGCGAAUAGUACAAACAAACAAACAUAAGCAAGCAAAAAAAAUCCCCCCACGACUAUUAGAGUAUCACGGCAAGAGAGGAAAGGAGACGAAGACGAAGACGACGACGACGACGACGACGACGAGCACGGUAACGGCGACAACGACAGCGACGGCAACGGUGACAGUGACGGUGACGGUGACGGAACGUCGACGACGACAGCAACGAUAACAGCGACAACAACAACGGCAACGGUGACAGUGACGAAGAUUAGAACGACGACAAAAAAAAAACAACGUACAGCCCACCGGUACUAUCGCUCCGAAAACGAUCACGACGAAGACAACAGUGGCAACAACGACGACGGCAACGACGACGACAACGACGGCAACUCGUCCGCGUCUAAACAUUCGCGAGUGGGAUAUCGCGUUAUGUCAGUCCCGAUGUAAAUUAAAAUAUGAUCGUAUGUGCUGGAGUGAGAGAAUAACGAGAAGAUAUAAGCAUCCUUACAACGAUAUUAUAUAUCGAGAGUGACGAGUGUCAACGAUCAGCCUCCAUCGCGCGGUAAGGAGACGAUCACGAACGUAUACACGAUGUUGGAUCCAAGUGUUUUGACGGAUUUAGAGGAGCUUACGCUUUGCACUUAUUGCAAACAGAAAUUCAAUGAUGUUGAACUGUGUCCUAAAUAUCUUAGUUGCAAACACUAUUUCUGCUUGCGUUGCAUAGAAAACAACUUGUUGAAAGGGCGUGAAUUAUUUUGUGCUCAUUGUUGGAAGAGGACCGACCUGGGUGAUCAAGGACCAGAUUCUUUGCCGACUUAUUCUCCACUUCUUACCCUAGCAAACAACCUCCCUCAUUUAAAGAACACAUCUAAUAAAUGCGUCGAAAAAGAAAGAAAGAGUGAAAAUUGUCACACUCAUGGGAUGCCUUUGGCUUUUUGGUGCGCAACGUGUUGCAAGGCACUUUGCAGAGCCUGUGCAACGCCUCAAGAACAUCCGGGACAUCAGAUUAAGUCGCAAAUCGAUGCCAAAGAACAACUUAUAGCUGAGGUCCAAUUGGAACUAGUCGCCAUGGGGAAGCUGUCGAACGAGAUACAAAGACUGGCAGUACAUCAACGAGGAUUCUUAAUGAAAGUAUUGGAGGCAUGCGUUACUUUGAAGACACACGUGGAAACGGAUCUACAUAACGGUUGGAGCCAUUUACCAGAACUUACGGAUGCUCGUGAAACUUUAGGAAAAGCAAAGGCCAGUUUGUCGGUUUAUGACAACCCUAGCGACGUUUAUAAUUUACACUCCCAAUUAAUCGUCGAAAAGCAAAGGUUACAAUCCAAGUACCAAGAUAUGAUGCUGCAAUGUCAACUGGACGAUUUGAUAGGAAAUUCCGUAGUUGUUUUCAACUUUGAUACCUUAAAACAAGCGUUGGCGGGUAUACAUGUUGGAGAAUCGAUUGUUUCUCAAACAUCCAGCAAUGGUGGUAGAUUGGCCAAUCAUGCAAUGGCUUCGCAUAAUCCUAUACUGUUCCUUGCAAAUUAUUGUAUGUCGCAAUUGUACACGAGACAUCUCGUUAAGCAACACAUGCAAAAUGGUUCGAUCGAGUAUCACCCAAGUAUGAUGGGCCCGCAACAAGCUCCACCUGGAUCGGUUCACGUUCAUCAAGGUCCUCCUCCGCCAUCUCAAAACAAUCAACAGCAGCAAUCACAAUCUCAACAGCAGCUUUUAAUCCCACCUGGUUCGCCGUCCGUGAAACCCGUUCCACCUGCUCCACAGAAUGCUAUGUUGCAUCCGCAACAACAAUCAACGUUUAUGUCAGAGGCAGUUGGCGCUAGCGGGACAAGUCUGGUAACCGUCCAUUCAUCUCCCCAACCACCGUCCACGGGAAUGGCGGCGUCUCUUCGUGGCCCAUCCAACCCCUAUCCGCUGUAUUACUUCAAUAUCGAGGUCAAUGGAUCUCCUCACGGCCGUAUAGUUAUCGAAGUUAGACCGGAUGUCGCACCAAAGAUGGUGAAGAAUUUUAGCAUGUUAGCAACCGGAGAAGUUGGACUUGGUUACAAGGGAUGUACCAUAUUUCAAUGCUGGGAAGGAGAGUCCGUAAUAACGGGAGACUUCGAGCUUAACAAUGGCCGAGGAGGAAGAAGCAUAUUUGAAGAUGGCUACUUCAUGCCGGAUGACACUAAGUUUCCAGCGGUCAGAGGUACCGUAGGAAUGAGAAGAACGCAGAAACGUCACGACAACCUUGGUAUGGUGGGCUCACAAUUUCGAAUCAUACUACAAGAAAUGCGAGGAUUUACGGGAAUCUUCGGCCACGUCGUGGAAGGGCUUGAACUAGUUGAAAAGAUAUCAACGUUUGGUGAUCAGACUGGCAAGCCUACUAAGAAUAUUCUAAUUACGAACUGUGGUAAAUUGUAACGGCUUCUCCAUUACGUUUGGUACUGAAGGGUAACGAAUACCUAAUCAUACCUUACGUUCUUUCCCGUUCUAGAUAAACUAAAGGGAGAGUGUUGCGACAGUGUCACCAAGAGAAAACCAAAAAUAGCAAACGAAACACGGGCUUCUUAUGCAUAUUGAUUUUUUUUUGUCUGAUCUGGGUUGGGGUCGGUAUACGUCUUAUCGAGGAUAAUAUGUAUGGAGAAUAACGCGCGUAUAUACGUAAUAUCUAACGGAAAGAUAUUAUGUCUCCAUACGUAAAUUCUAAUUGGAGGACAUUGUCGCAACAUAUAGUUUAAAACAAAUCGCGAUGCUUCGUAUGAAAUCACACAACUUAAUUAACUAUUUACAAUAGAAUCUAAAGAUGUUGAAUAAUCUAUUUUUAAACGUGGACGUGUUAGAGAUGAUUGAUGCUGCUACUACUAAAAAAUGAUGAUGAUAAUGAUAAAAAAAGAUAAAAGAAAGAUUAAAAAAAAGAAGAAGAAGAAAAAAUAAAUAUCCAUAUUUUGCUAUUGAUUGAGAAUCACGAAGAUUCUAUGUCUACAAUAACGACGUUGAUCGAAACAUACGUACCUCAGAUCGAUCGUGAUAUCGAUACGACUUCUAGCUGUACGGUAUUUGUUUUAGAAGAGUUUCAACAUUUAUUUUUGGCUAUAAGCAUAUAUUGCUACUACGUAUAGUUUAUAGAGCGUGUCGCACGUUGCGGAGUGAAAAAAGUCACGUGGUAAAAAUGUAAGUGGAAGAAAAAAAGAAGAAGAAGAAGAAGAAGAAUAAGAGAACGUGACAGCAAAACUUCGGCGUGCGCUUCUAAUGUCUUAGGUCGUAGAUAGUAUAAAAUCGUAUAAAAAUCGUAUAAAAUCGUGUGAACGGGAAAUAACUAUGAAAUCUGAUGAUCUUUUUUUUCUCUUUUUUUGGAGAGGGGGGGGGUCUAUUUUUAUGUUUCCUUGGAUGCGAACACGUGCUUACGUGUGUGUAUUUUCUAUGUACGUACACACGUAUACACGUGAAUAAAAAAGAAAGCACAUUAAGGUCGGGGUUUAUAAAAUAAGGGUCGAAAGACGCGCUUAACUUCGAAUUAUUCGGUAACUGUGAUUCCGUACGCAGGAUCGUUUUAGAAGUUAAAAACAAAAAAAAAUAAUAGUAACAAAAAAAAAAGAAGAAGAAGAAAUUACUGAACGAUACGUAGCCAAGUAAGAAGACUAUUCCGUUUAGUCGUCUUAUAAACGAUCGCGUAUCGUUCCAUUCCGAAAGGAAGAGAAAGAAGCCAAAAGGGAAAGAAAAGCAACCAAAAGAAAUUAUUUUUAACGUAUACGUUUUUCCUCAGGGAAGGGAAUAAUAUUACAAACAAAAAAAUUUCGUCAGGUCUCAUCGAGAGAAAUGUGUUCCAAAUGUUUAUUCCCUUUUUGCUCUUUCUGUCGACUAAUUUAAGUCGUCGUAAAUUAAAGUGUAUUUAAGUUUAGAUCUCAAAAUGCAAAUGUAUACAAGGCCUAACUACUACUAUGUAGACCGUAAGCCUCAUCGUCUGAUGCAGAAGACAAAACGAACGGAAUUUAAUGGAUACAUACGUACAAACACACGGCCAUGCAUACGUAUACACGCAUACAUUCGAUUACACACACACACAAAAUAAUACACACGUUAAACGAAAUCAUUCCUCGAUACUGUAUAUCGAAGUAUUACGAUAAUGUAAUGCGUUAUAGUAUUCGUUUAAAUCCCACGUAAAAAGAACAAAAAAAAAGUCCCAUCGUUAUAUAUCGUACUAUCUCGUGUAAAACGUGUGCGAGCGACGCGUUUCUAAAGAAAAAAAAGAAAAAAAAAUAUAUAUAUGAAGAAGAAAGUGUAAGAAUGAAAUGUGCGACUUUAAAAAAAAAAAAAGAAAUGGCAAGGCACAUUAAUCUCACACGUAUAUAGGUAUAUACAUAUAUGCACGCCUUCGUCGUCGCGGUUGCCUUUUUUGAAGAGAGCCUCAUUCGAUGUUGAACUUGAAAGUUUUAACACUUGUUGAUUAGCUGAAUAAUGCGUCGCGUGCGAUAGAAACGCAUCAUCGCGGCGACGAACGAAAUGUAAGAAUUGCCGUUUUAGAAUAAUUACAUGGAAAAAAAAAAAAAAGAUAAGAAAUUACACGUAUACAACACACAACAACAAAAAAGAAACUACAAA
Molecule: messenger RNA, 4975 nt
Organism: Polistes canadensis
Lineage: Eukaryota; Metazoa; Arthropoda; Insecta; Hymenoptera; Vespidae
Exons: 4
Coding region: 986-2797 (603 amino acids)
Biological process (GO): protein peptidyl-prolyl isomerization
Molecular function (GO): zinc ion binding; peptidyl-prolyl cis-trans isomerase activity
Source: RefSeq, a predicted model, not a curated record